AUGACGGACAAGGAGGGCGAUCGCGUCGUCUACCCCGAUGCGCCUCGUCCCGUGACUAGCCUAGGCGCGUCACUCGACGAGAUCAUCAAAAAUAGCCAGAAGAAGAAGAAGAAGGAGACGAAGAGAAAGAGAGACGACGACGGCGGCGGCGGCGGCGAUACCAACGCCAACGCCAACGCCAACGGCGACGCCAACGCUGACGGCAAAGCCAAAGCCACCGACGAGCCCAGCAGCAACUCCCAGAUUGCUGGCCCUGCCGAGGCUCCGGCAGCCAAGCGCCACGCCGCCACAGUACAGUCAGUCACCAGCAUGAGAGACUACUACUACAUCACCAGCGAGGAGGAGUACCACCGCGUGAUGAGCCGCAUCUUCGAACGUAACCUCCAAGCCAACAAUAACGUUUUUCAGUCUAUUGGGCUCCAGUUGAACAGCGCCAACUUGCGAGCGCAAAGGUUCGUGAUUUUUAACUCGAGAAUUCCUGCUACGGAGUUGGCAGAUAUCCAGCGCUUCCGACGUAGUCGGGCCGCCGAAGCUGCCUCGGCAGCGCUACAAGAGAGUGGUGGCAACGCCAGCUCCAGCUCCAACUCCAACACCCCUAACGCCAACACCACCACCGCCAACACUAACGCCAACACCACCACAACCACUCACCCCCGAGCCCGCGCCCGCGCCAACACGAGCGCCCCCCAUGGCGCCAGCUCUUCUCGUCGUGCAAAGCACAAGACGACGCGCGAGGAGCUUGACGACGACUUGGACGAGUACUUUCGCCUAGCCCAAGAAGAAGACGAGUAG
Molecule: messenger RNA, 792 nt
Organism: Daldinia childiae
Lineage: Eukaryota; Fungi; Ascomycota; Sordariomycetes; Xylariales; Hypoxylaceae
Exons: 1
Coding region: 1-792 (263 amino acids)
Source: RefSeq, a predicted model, not a curated record